CUUCGCUGAGUGUUCUCGGAACAGUAUGUCUUUCACAUGUGUUACGUGUUCAUUUCAUGGACAGUCGUUGUUUAUCCACAUUGUGGAUGUGUUAAUUUUGUGAAGAGCUUUUUUUAAAACAUUUUUUGUUGUUAAAUUCAACCGGCGCCCUUGUCAAGUCUGUGAUCAGCCAUGAUGAAGAUCGUAAAUUCGUGUUGACACGCAUGUGUUGUUGACGGCUUUUACCGGCUACCACUGAUAGUGAUAACUGAGUCCGCAUUCAGCACAUUCAAACACUGUCUUAGUUCAUAACUUUGUGACAUUGAUAAAGACGCGUCUUGCAGCUUUAAUUGGUGAUUAUCAAUAUAUGAAAUGUAUCAACCAUAACAGUUCACGUAAGAAUUUUUUUUGUACACGAAUAAUAACUAAAAAGAACAACUGACUAACCCUUGAUUAGUUAGUAUGUAUUGAGUAUAACCAUUUGUAAUUGUAUCAUUAUUUGUUAUAGUUAGGUGGACCGGUGGACUAAUUUCCAAAAACACAAGGGGCAGGUGCCAGUUUUAUUAAUACUUGUUCUUUUAAUUUGACCUUAAAUAUGACGUCAUGAUUUUUUUUUAAAGUCGGUAAUCACACAAUUCGAUAUAACUGGAUUAACUAUUAACUAGAUUAACUAUUAGUAUUAGAUUCUAGUCUAGUCUAGUCUUAUGUUAUGCUUCAAGGUAGCAGUUUUAGUUAGCUCUUUUUUUUUUUUUUUUUUUUUUUUUUUUUUUUUUUUUUUUUUUUUUUUUUUUUUUUUUAAAUAUAAAAAUAAAUAAAUUAUUAUUACUUUUUAAAUGAUGCCUUAAAAUUAUAUUAAAAAAAAAUUUAAACCAUUAAAUAGUCGAGGUCAGUGGUUCUCAAACUAGGUGGUACCCAGUGGGGCGCUGAAAGACUUGGGAUAUAAUAGGGGACACUGGUACUCCCAAACAAUAAUAUAUUUAUGAAUAACAUAGAAGUUCUUAUAAAUAGAUACAUAAUAAUCAAAAUUACUAUUAAGUAACAACUUAAAAUAUAAAUAUAGUAUUUUAAAUAAACACAGCCUGAUGAAUGUAAAUGACCCCCCCCCCCCCCCAAUCAAGACUUUCCACUCGCUUUGUACCUAGAUUUCUGCUUCCGUUUUUCUGGCAACGUUAUUCUUUUUAUUAGUCUUAUUGUCCUGUCUUUACACUUCAAGCAUCCACGUACCUAUUUCCUUCACAUAGCUUGAGCACCAGUCCUUCAUUUAGUAUCCUUUGCAUAAAUGUAUUGUGAGGACCCCUACGAGCCCUUCAUACCCCACCUGUUAGUUUGACAGGUCACUAAACGUUACCCCACGAUGACCUUCAUACCCCACCUGUUAGUUUGACAGGUCACUAAACGUACCCCCCACGAUGACCUUCAUACCCCACCUGUUAGUUUGACAGGUCGCUAAACGUACCCCCCACGAUGACCUUCAUAGCCCACCUGUUAGUUUGACAGGUCACUAAACGUACCCCCCACGAGCCCUUCAUAGCCCACCUGUUAGUUUGACAGGUCACUAAACGUACCCCCCACGAUGACCUUCAUAGCCCACCUGUUAGUUUGACAGGUCACUAAACGUACCCCCCACGAUGACCUUCAUAGCCCACCUGUUAGUUUGACAGGUCACUAAACGUACCCCCCACGAUGACCUUCAUAGCCCACCUGUUAGUUUGACAGGUCACUAAACGUACCCCCACAAUGACCUUCAUACCCCACCUGUUAGUUUGACAGGUCACUAAACGUACCCCCACAAUGACCUUCAUACCCCACCUGUUAGUUUGACAGGUCACUAAACGUACCGUUUCAUGCGUUAACUCCGCUCUGAUUUAUUUUUUUCCACCCCUCCAGUUUGACGAAGCGGAACUUUUAAAAUAUCAACGUGGGUCUCACAUUACGUCCUCAUGACACCUAGAGCACUCUUGUAUAAACGUGGGUCUCACAUUACGAUCUCAUGACACCUAGACCACUUUUGUAUAAACGUGGGUCUCACGUUACGAUCUCAUGACACCUAGACCACAAUAAGUAUAAACGUGGGUCUCACGUUAAGAUCUCAUGACAGCUAGACCAACGUUGUUUCAAACGUGGGUCUCACGUUUAAGACUCCAUGACACCUGGACUACAAAUAUACCCUUCCUGACAUUCCGCUAUUUCCGUUUUUAUGCUUGGGUGAUUUAAAAAAAAAAAGUUCGUCGUCCUCUUUAAGUUACGUGCUGUGAACACUGAGAACAGAGCAAGUGUGCAACCAUGAGAUGGGGGCAGAGCAAGUGUGCAACCAUGAGAUGGGGGCAGAGCAAGUGUGCAACCAUGAGAUGGGGGCAGAGCAAGUGUGCAACCAUGAGAUGGGGGCAGAGCAAGUGUGCAACCAUGAGAUGGGGGUUAAGAUAUGAGGCGUUGGAGGAGGGUGUAUUCAGAGGAUGAGGCGUAGCCCGAAGUGAGUACCAAGGAAAGCUGUAUGGGUAUAGAGUGGAUGUCACUGGUUACGGUACUUUGGGUGUGUGUGGCCAACGCUGUGGUUGAGGGAUAUAUAGCUCUACGGCAUUACAUCACCUAUGUAUAGAACGCAUUAGAUUUGUAGCUUUACGGCAUAACAUCUCCUAUGUUUACAACGCAUUAGAUUUGUAGCUUUACGGCAUAACGACUCCUAUAUUUACAACACAUUAGAUUUGUAGCUUUAUGGCAUAACAUUUCCUAUAUUUACAACGCAUUAGAUUUGUAGGUUUACGCCAUAACAUCUCAAAUGUAUAGAACGCAUUAGAUAUGUAGCUUUACGGCAUAACGACUCCUAUAUUUAGAACGCAUUAGAUUUGUAGCUUUACGGCAUAACAUCUCCUAUAUUUACAACACAUUAGAUUUGUAGCUUUACGGCAUAACAUCACCUUUGUUUAGAUCACAUUAACCAGUCGCUAAUUUUUUUUUUUUUUAUAGUCCAUUAUAUUAACUUCACUUUUUUUUCUUGGCUUUGCUAGGGACGCAAUCUUCGUACGGCUAAUUGACCAACUUCCCGUCAACAUAUCGAGCUGAAACCUGGCACAUAAACUAUUUGCUGCUGACCACACCUUCUAUACAAUUUUCAGCCCCGAGAAAAGUAAUACAUUAAAGUCACGCAAUAAGUUGAAACAUAAUAAUAACACAAUAUAGUAACACGAUAAAAUAACACAGUUCAAGCGCUAUUUAAAUUUCUUUUCCGGUUUAAAAUUUGCGAUUUUUGAGUUUUUUUUUGUGUUUUUUUUGUUGUUUUUUUUCUAGAUUAAACCCACAGGACCGACACUGCCGAGUAGAGAUGGCGACAGACAAGCCGCGUUCUUUUCACGCCAAGGUUUGCGUGAUGAUGGCCGCCACGGUUCUGCUGCUCAGCGCGUGCUCAUCUGAAGCGAAGCGUGUCGUCCUGUUCUCGGUGCCACACGUGGCAAAUGUCAGGACGCACACCAACGUGGGCCGCGCGCUGACCGCACUGGGGCACGAGGCGUACGUCUGCAUACCCCAGUUCAUGCUGGACGAAAAGAUGGUGAAUGUGGACGGCGUCAGCGUGGUGCCGUACGGAGAUUACCUCGGCAACGUCGAGGAGCUGUUCUUCGGGAAAUCCAUCGAGAAGAUUUGGAACCGGGAGAGCGUCGGCGUGUCACACAUGAUAAAUUUUUUCCAAGCCAUGAAGGAGAUGGUCCGCAAAAUCCUCGGGGACGAAGCCCUCGAAUCCAGGCUGAGAUCCCUCGAACCGGAUUUAUUCGUCAUCACGAACUUCCCGCCUUUCAAAAAUUUCGUCAUCCUGCCUUACAAACUGGAUGUGCCCUUCGUGUACAUGAGUCCGUUCAAUGACCUCCCGUCCCAGCGCGUUCCGUUCAGCCCAUCCGCCACUGCAUGCCCUAUUUCGGCCUCCUUCAGCAACGAAGGCAUGACGCUCGUGGACCGCUUGAAAACGGCGGUGUGCAACGUCAUGAUCUUGAUCAUGGACCAGUUGGUUCUGGACGACAGCAUGGUCUCGGAGUUCGCCCCGCAGAGACCCCAGAUCUCGGUCGAGGCGAUACAGAUGAAGGCGGAGCUCUACAUCGUGGAGAGCGAUCACGUGCUGGACUUCGCCAAGCCGGAGCUCCCGAGCAUGAAGCUGAUCGGGUGCACCGCCCCGAUACCAGCCAAACCCCUGAAAGAACCGUUCAAGUCGUUCGUCGACUCCGCCCCUCGAGGCGUUGCCGUCGUGACCUUCGGAAGCAGCGUUGUCAACCUCCCACCGGAUGUUUCCGACAAGAUGGCGUCCGCGUUCCUGCAGCAAGAUCUACACGUUGUUUGGAGAGUAAACCUCUCUUCACCUGAUCCCGUAAAGAUUUUAACUUCGAAAUGGGUCCCCCAGAAUGAUAUUCUCGGACAUCCCAACACGAAGCUUUUCAUCUCCCAUUGUGGCGCCAACGGCCAGUACGAAUCUGUCUACCACGGGGUGCCCAUGCUGUGUCUGCCGUUGGUGGGCGACCAAUUCUACAACGCCCAACGCUCUAAAUCAAAAGGCUUCGGCCUCACUGGAAGCAUCAUGGACCUCACGGACAAGGAGCUCGCCGAUUUGAUGCGGAAGAUCACCCAAAACGAAACCUUCAGGUCCAACGUGAAGAAGGCCUCCGAGUUAUUUCGACUGCUCUACAAAGUUCCGGCGGAGUCCGCGGCCUUGUGGAUAGACCACGUGAUGGAAUAUGGCGGCACCUACAUGAGGUCCGCCGGGCAGCUGAUGCCAAUGUACCAGUUUCUGAUGCUGGAUGUGCUGGGUGUCGUUUCGUUGUCCUGCCUGCUAGCCCUUCUUGUUGUGUUUGGAUUACUCCGCUGCUGCUUUAGGCUGGGUAGGAAAAUCUGUGGCAGAAAACAGAGCUCAAGAAAAUCCAAAAAAGAUUGAAGAAACUUAUGC
This is a messenger RNA of Lymnaea stagnalis (great pond snail), 4900 nucleotides long. Lineage: Eukaryota; Metazoa; Mollusca; Gastropoda; Lymnaeidae. The record is from the annotation of a GenBank genome assembly.